AUGAUUCCGAUACGUAAAAUCGCUCAUCGAACAUGCUUCUUCGUCAGCCGAACAGUGUAUAUGACAUGUUGUUGCGGAUGCUGUUCCGCUCUCCGGCCCCGCUACAAGCGUUUGGUUGACAACAUCUUUCCCGCUUCCCCGCAAGAUGGCCUCGUCAAAUCGAACAUGGAGAAACUCACUUUCUACUCGCUUUCGAGUCCGGAGAAACUCGACAGGAUUGGGGAAUAUCUAUUUCAAAAGGCGUCGAGGGAUAUUUAUCGUAGGAGGCAUGGUUUCGUAAUAAUAGCCAUGGAGGCUAUGGACCAACUGCUGCUAGCUUGCCACUCGCAGACACUUAAUUUAUUCGUAGAGAGCUUCCUUAAGAUGGUUCAGAAGUUACUAGAAUCUACUGACCCGCAGUUACAGAUUUUAGCUACACAAAGCUUUGUCCGGUUCGCAAACAUAGAAGAAGACACGCCAUCUUACCACCGCCGAUACGACUUCUUCGUGUCGAAGUUCUCAGCGAUGUGCCACAGCAACCACAGCGACCAGCCCACCCGGGAUAGCAUACGGUUGGCCGGGAUUCAGGGAUUGCAGGGCGUGAUACGAAAAACGGUGUCCGAUGAUCUCGUGGAAAAUAUUUGGGAGGCGCAGCAUAUGGAUAAGAUUGUACCUUCUCUUCUGUACAACAUGCAGACGGCGGAGAAGUACGAGACGGUGUCGUGCCCGGCGGCGCGCGAGGCGGCGGAGGAGCACCCGCCGCGCCUGGCCGAGGCCUGCCUGCGCGAGCUGGUGGGCCGCGCCUCCUUCGGCCACAUCCGCAGCGUGCUGCGCCCCGUGCUCACUCACUUCGACCGUCACGAGCUAUGGGUUCCGAACGACUUUGCGGUGCACACUUUCAAAAUCAUCAUGUUCUCUAUUCAGGCGCAGUACUCGUACAGCGUGGUGGAGGCGCUGAUGCAGCACCUGGACGCGUGCGGUGGCGCGGCGGACGGGCGCCUGCGCACGCGCGUGCGCGCCGCGCGCGCCGCCGUGCUCAGCAACAUCGUGGCCAUCGCCGCCGGCGACAGCGUCGGUCCCUCUGUGCUGGAAAUAAUCAACAAUCUGCUGACGAACUUGAGGACGUCUGUAGCGAGAGAUUCUGAGAAAGAAUCGGACGAGAGGUUAUACCAAGAAGCCCUAAUCAACGCUCUAGGGGAAUUCGCUGACCAUUUACCCGACUUCCAGAAAAUAGAUAUAAUGAUGUUCAUCGUCAGCAAGAUCCCGUCUUCCCGCGGGAAGAACAGCAAGGCCGACGCCAUGUUGCAAAGUAUAUUAUUGAAGUCGCUUCUAAAGGUGGGGACGACGUACCGCACGACGGAGCUGAGCAAGGCGUUCCCGGCGGCGUUCCUGGAGGCGCUGCUGCGCGUGGCGGGCGAGGCGGGCGCGCGCGCCGCGCUGCUGCAGCGCCUGCUGCACACGCUGCUCGACCGCCGCGGCAACGCGCCGCGCCUCGCCCGCCCCACUGUGGACUACGCAGAGCUGGGCCUUGUAGUGGAGAAGUGCUCUCGCCCGGACCUCAUAUUCAUCAGCAAACAUGGAUACGCCAUCUUCAGUUCGCUGUAUGAAGGGCUGCAGCUGGAGUCCAACACGGCGGAGACCAUCAGCGCCAUCUACACCACGCUGGCGCUGCUGUGCGUGGAGCUCGCCUCCGAGGAGACCGUGUGCGACAUGCUGCAGGUCAUACUCUCCAUCCAGCAGUCGGCGCUGUCCAACCCGGUGCUGUCGACGGCGCAGCAGUGCAUGCUGCACGCGGUGGCGGCGGCGCUGGCGGCGCUGGUGCCGCACGUGCUGCUGCUGCCGCGCCUCGCCGAGUAUAUAUCGCAGAUAAUAGAAGCUCGACGUGAGGAAGCGCCUCACUUGUUACCCCCACUGCUGGACAACUACGACCUGUCUCCGUCCCAACUGCCCAACAAACUGCCGUACUUAAUGAUAGAUCAGAUGGCGUUGGGCGAUUGUCUGAAGGGCAGCGGCGUGGACGCGGGGCGGCUGCAGGGCACGCCGCCCUACAGCGCCGGCGCCGACCUCGCGCACCGCCACAGCUGGGUCGAGGCCGGAGCGACGCAAGGGCGCGACAGCCUGGCGGACAUCGCGGGCGCCAACACGGAGCUGGACAGCGCCAACAGCUCGCCCGGCGUGCAGCGCCACCCGGCCGCGUCGGAGCUGGUGAGCCUGGAGGCGCUGCGGCGCGCGGCGCUGCCGCCGGGCGAGGCGGAGCGGCGCGAGGCGGAGCGCCGCCGCGCCACGCUCAACUGCGCCUUCCGCACCGCGCCCUUCGACCACCUGCUGCACCUCACGCAGCCCAAGUACGAGAUAAAGGAUAAAUUGGAGGAGAUAUUCAACUCGCUGUCAGAGGAGCCCCUGCUGGCGGGCGGCGUGGGCUCCCCUGGCGGGGCGAAGGCGCCGCCGCCCUACACCAAGUACUUCCCCGAGCUGUUCUUAUAC
This is a messenger RNA of Brenthis ino (lesser marbled fritillary), 2463 nucleotides long. NCBI's taxonomy places the organism in Eukaryota, Metazoa, Arthropoda, Insecta, Lepidoptera, Nymphalidae. The record is from the annotation of a GenBank genome assembly.